This is a messenger RNA of Electrophorus electricus (electric eel), 1109 nucleotides long. RefSeq names its product centrosomal protein 20 (gene cep20). Gene Ontology annotation, biological process: cilium assembly; microtubule anchoring. Gene Ontology annotation, molecular function: protein binding. Gene Ontology annotation, cellular component: centrosome; motile cilium; ciliary basal body. The record is from RefSeq and is a predicted model, not a curated record. Lineage: Eukaryota; Metazoa; Chordata; Actinopteri; Gymnotiformes; Gymnotidae.
GGGGCGAAAGGCUUGUCGGACAGGGACCUUUGUGGUAAACGCCUUCAGAAGACCGUUGACAGGCGCUAGCUAUUAGCUGUUAGCUGUUAGUUUCGAUGGCAACCGUGGCGGAGUUGAAGUGUGCACUGAAGGAGGCGCUAGAGCGGCGCGGAGCUCUCGGAGCGCUGAGAGCUCGGCUUCGAGCCGAAGUUUUCACCGCGUUAGACGACCAAAGCGAACCGCGUCCUCCGCUGUCUCACGAGAAUCUGCUAAUAAAUGAGCUGAUACGCGAGUAUCUGGAGUUCAAUAAGUACCGAUACACACUGUCGGUUUUGACUGCCGAAUCAGGCCAACCAGAAGUUCCCCUGGACCGGCAGUUUUUAGCAAGUCAACUGAAUGUUGUAGAAGACCCUACUUCUAGGACAGUUCCUCUACUCUAUGGCCUGGUUUCCCAUUUCCUGAGCAGUGGUGAUGAGAGAAAACUGUACCUCAGGACUGCUUCCACACCUCUCAGUCCAGACUCCUCCAAACCACUCCCCCACUGACUGAUAGUAUUUGAAGAACCCUCACUAAGGAGAAGGAUGCACUACCAGCACUCAAAGCACAAGAAAAAUAAUUGUGGUUUGCAUGUUAAAGUGGCCAAAGAACAUUUGGUGUUUUACUGUCUCUUUUUGUAAUUUUACUGUGUAUUAGGUUCACUGAUUGAUGGUAAAAAGCAGUUUUACAUUUUGUUCAGGAGUCUCAUUGGAGACACUUGUGUAAUUAGCCAGUGUCCUGCCCACACUUUAUCCAUCAUCAGUAGUUGGUAAGUCUAGAGAUCUUUGUAGUCAUGGCUAUGUUCACCUGCUCAGCAGGGUAUGAAUAAUCCUGUUUCUUUUUUUACUUGCACAUUAAAAUAUAAAGUUUUGAACUAUUUUAUUGUUUUAAUGCUUAAUAUAUAGACAUUCAAAUGCAAAAUGACUGCAUAAUAAUAAGGCAUGUGCAUGACCACAUGGUGGCAGUAGCUAGCAGGUUGACUGGCUUAAUGAUUUAUGCAGAUCCAUCUCAAUCCAUCUCAAAUAUUUAACUUACUGGAAUGUUAGAUUGCACUUGUGACAUAUUAAAAUAUUUCUGUAUUUGCCAAAUUUUAA